CUUAUCUUGAGAGCCGUCCAUUUAGGUGACCCAUAAUUCAGUGCGAGAGCCAUGGCUACUUGUUAGAAUGGAUUCUGAGAAGAACUCAUUCGGGACGCGACGCACUGCAUGAUUAUCAUCACGGCGGUUGUGACGUAGUGCACUGUAGACGGGACCGCAUGCAGCGUGCUCCGCGCGUGAGCUGAACCAAAACGCUCAUGUGAGGAUGAUGAGGAUGAGGAGGAUGAUGAGGAUGAGGAUGAUGAGGAGGAUGAGGAUGCAUUGAACGGGACAGCCGGCGACGUCAGCGAUCGAUUCUCUGUAGCUCGUUUAUGAUGUGAGACGACCGGCUGCACUUUGCACAGACAGCGGGGAGGAGGACUUGCAUAUCAGCGCGGGAAAAGAAAUAAUAAAAUAAAUCCCGGUAAAGACGCCGCGCGCUCGCGACAAUUAGCUGAAGGAUCCGCAUAUAUAAACAUUAAUGCAUCGCUGAUUUCUCUUCGAGCUUCCAUCGAAGACUGAAGCAUGCGCCAGCUCGCGCUGGACGUCGGGACGCUCGUGACUCUGUGCACGGUGUGCGUGUGCGACGCGUCGCGCGGCUGCGGGGAGAUUCAGUGCGGCGCGCGAGCCAACGGCAGCGCCACGUCGGCGGGCUGCUGCGAUCUGACGACGCGCACCUUCGCCGAGCACGCGAGCUGGCUGGCUCGGAAGCUGUCCGGGCUACUAAUCCUGCUCGCGCUUUUCGCCGUGGGCUACUUCGUGCAGCGGCUCGUGUGCCCGCGUCACCGCCGUCGCGGCCGCGCGCCACCUGAGCCCGAGUCGCUGUUAGGGGCGCGCGCCACCGCGUCGCAGGACACGCUGCUGGAGCGCUUCGAGGACGGCGGAGGAGGAGGAGGAGUGGACGGAGUGGACGGCUUCACGUCGCCCGUGCUGCAGCCGCCGGCCUACGAAGAGGUGAAAGACCUGCCUACGUACGAGGAGAGUGUGCGCGCGGCCGGGGGCAGCGUCAGGCCGGCGGGAGCAGGGCACGAGAGACCGGAAGCUGCCAGGAUUUUCAGAAACUCUGUUUGACGGGCAUUUUCCAUUCUCAAACAACACAACUCAUUUAUCCGAAUUCAAGUGCAAUUAUAAGGGUGGCGGUGUGUUUUAAAUGUAGGUGAGUCGCUCAUGACCCAGAACUUUUGUAGUGCUGUUUGUUUUUAUAUGCUAUUUAUAAGAGAGACUGUCCAGACAGUGGACUGUGCAUGUCUGAGCAUCUGAGCUGGGGGAAGGAUGAGUGAGACUGGUGGAAUAUUUUCAGCAAGUGUAACUGAAAUAAAUAAUCUAACGAAUAUUUACCACUAACAUUAAUCAGUGAUAUGAGAUCUGAGAAACAGAAAUAUUCAUGCAGUUUUAGCUCUUUGGCCGAAGACUGUGAAACUGUCAUAUGCCUAAUACAUGACUAUUUAUUUAUUUAUUUAUUUAUUUUUACACAAUAACUGAGAUGAGAAGCAAAAUAAUCAGCAUGUAUAUGAAAAAAUACUUGUGAUCCGGACUCAGGAUAAAGCAGUAGCCCACUCCAGAACACUCUACAGCUGUGCAGGUGCCUAAAUGUAAGGUACACAUCUGGCAAAGAAAAAAUUGAGGCAUAUAUCAUUCAGUUCCACUGACCUUGAAUUGGCGUAGAAAACCAUACUAAUUAACCAAACUCUGUAUCUUUGGUUAGUGCAGAUGUGCAGCAAAUGCUGAGGAAAGCAGGCCAGGACUUAUAUCAUAUUAUAUCAAUCAGUGUUUAAUAAGGUGUAGUAAAUAGUGUAAGACUAUUCGCUUUCUUUUCAAAACCUUGAUAUUCUAAAAAAUUUUAAAGCGCUUACAUCCCAAGUGCAAUAAAGCAAGUUUUUGUGGAGAAAUAGCCUAUGAUGUUUCUGAUCAAGGCCGGUGGUUUCAUGCAGUUCAUUAAUCCAAUUCCCCGUGUCCUGUAUCAUGUAGCGUUUUGCAAAGUUUGCUUGUAUCCACUAUGACAGGCCAGUAAUGCACAAGGCUUUAACAUAAACACAUUACUCAGAUAUGCGGACAUUAGGUUACUAGAUCUGAUGCAUAAAAAUGGUUUUGGCAAUUAAACGUUGCAAUCCAUAUCAAACUUCCUCUGUAAACUGACAAUUUGUGCCAGCAGUGCAGUUAUUCAAUACGGCUCUAGCUGGUCAAAUAGAGGAAAAAUUGAACCCAGAUCAAUGGGCAUAAUGGAGCAUUAGAAGAGCAGGACUUUGGUGUUCGAGCUGCUUCUGGAGACUCGAUACAAUCGCCUCUAAAAGUGCUUUGAAGAGUGUUUUAAUUAUAAAUUAUAAAUUAGAGCUAUUCUUGCACACACCUUGCUAUGGAUUUCCACAAUUGAACUGACCACCAAAACCUAGUUCAGAGUCUUUGACCUCUAGGAAAAGCGCUAGUGCCCCAGCGGGACGUGUGCACUUAGGACAGGGUUCUACAGAAAGUAAAGGCGUUCCUCGUUGAGUCAUGGUCUGGCAUUUCAAUAGCCAUUCCAUCACUCAUGCAUUAAGACGCUCUUUUCUGACAUUCAAGAGUUCCCAGAAGUGGACUUCUUGUUAAGACUUCCCUCUUACAAGUUUUCACUGAGCACAGAGGAGCAGUGGCACUGCGGAAACGCUAAAGGAGUGGACAGUGCAUGAAUCAAUUGGCAUGACUUUAUUUAUAUAAUAACAGGCUCUACUAACAUUUAUCCCAUCUGAGCAUGUUGUGUGAAGGUUCCCCUUUAAUGAUCGUCCUAUUUAACCUUAAUUCACCCGCUCAUCUGGAUAGAACACUAGCUUGUCCAUAUAAAAACCGUAGUUACUUCAAGAUUCCACAUUAUACCUUUCCUUGAUCAGAGAAUACAGGGGUCAAGAAGUGUGUCAAAUAUGGACAUUUUUCAUAAGGUUUCAUAAGUUCCCUGCAUAUUUUCAAAUUCAGUUAUAUAAUUCAGAACUUACAAGGCAAUAAUCUGAUUAAUGUACAUAAGCAUCAUUAAAGUACUUUGAUAUGUUCAGAAUAUAUAGAGUCUUGCCCUGAUUUUUCAGAACAUCAGGAAUAUCAGAAAUACCAUGCCAUGUAAACAGCUGUCUACUGGUGUACAUUUUAUCAUUUUAAGUCUAAUAAAGACUUCAACAUUUACCUAAAACUUUCCUUCCUGACUACUGGAAGCAUUAUUAUUAUUAUUAUUAUUAUUAUUAUUAUUAUUAUUAUUAUUAUUUCAGAUUUUCAAUUCCACCUGUCACUAAUGUAAACUACAGACAGGUGACAAAUUAAAGGAAAAGUGGUACCAUUGUUAUGCGGUUGGAGGUGGGAGGGCAUUUACUUUUGCUGCCAUGGUUUGGUUCUAUGGUUGCUGCAAAUCAAUACAAAGUUCUUUUGACUGAUCACCUUUAUCCUAUGAUGAAACGUUUCUAUCCAGGAUGCACAGGAUCCACAGAGCACGAGGGUUCACUGAAUUAUUUAUGAGGAUAAAAAAGGUGAGGACACUCCGCACCACCAACUUAGGGAAUAUAUUUUGCAAGAACGGGGUUCGUCACAGUUCCAGUUCCAGAGACUUGUAGAAUCGAUGCCAAUGAGCGUUUAAGCUGUUCAACACCUUACUAUGACACAUUAUGUUGUUGUUUUUAAUGAGUCACAUAUUAUUGUAUGUAUUUCACACUCAGGAUCCAAGACCAUUAUUUUAGGUAGAUAUUACAUAUGUUUUACAAAGUGCACACUGCACCUUUACUCAUUAUUUCUUUUUUUUCCUGCCUCAGUUUUGGUGCACAGUUUGUCUUUGCUUAGUUCAUGCUUCCUCUGUCUUUGCAAGUAAAUGGCAAAAUUUGAACAUUUAAUUGUUUUGCUGCCAGGAUAUAUAAACCGCAUAAUCAAAACAUAUGCACCGUUGGAAAAUUGGCCGUAUUUGAAUGAUCACAUGCUAAAUAUUUAACUUUGGCAUAAGCUGUGCUGUUUUCAUGGUGUUUAUACUUUCAGGAGCUGAUCUCUCUGUAUUCACAGUAAGUCUGUUUUUUUACUGAUAUACAUCUAAAUUGUGUAGAUCAACACUGGACAAUUUACACAUGAUUCAGACCAGAUGAGAAAAAAAAAUCAACAUCUGGAUUUGGAUUUGGGGGAUUUACUGUAAAAGCAUUGAUUUACAGAAGGAAGGAGUUUUUAAUGUUACUAGAAAUAGAUAAAUGUUAAAAAAAGAUCCAGAUGUGGUGAUGAAGACUAGCAGUUUCCAUGAUGUUUACACUGUACAAUUAUCGUCACGAUUUUGCUGCUAUGGACAAACAUAGUACAUAGUACAAUAACUUGUUGGUUGUGGAGGUAAGAUCGGAGGUCAUAAUGUGACGUGCUCACCAACGACCAAAUUGUGAACAAAGAUGGCCAAUGACAAAGUUCUAUCAGUGUCAGCGGUGCUACGAUGUUUGUCAAAAAGCCACUGAUAGGAGGAUCGCAUCGAAUUACACAAAUCUCUCAGAAUAGCUACAAACACGAUAGCUACAAAUAUGAAACGUAAACAAGACAUAGUAAGGGACAGAAAUAAACAGCCUUAUGACCUCAAGCUCACUUUGGAGAAUGUUUCCGUUCAUGUGGCCCCAUUUUCUGAACGAGUUCAGAUUAUGACAAUUGACAAUGACAAUUUAUUUAUAUAGCACAAUUAAUUACGUUGACCAAUGUGCUUUCCAGCAAGUCACCAUAAACAGAAAAACACAACAAACAACAGAAAAGUUAUAAAAUCACACAAAUAUCCCAUCAGCCAUACACUUUAGAAAAUAAAAAUGUCUUUAGCCUGGACUCAAAAAUAUUAAGAGAAGAAGCUUGUCUAAUGGAUAGUGGCAAGAUUAAUGACAUAAGCAGAACGUAGUACUUUUCUUUAAACCACGUCUAUCGUUGGAGGAUCUUCACUGUAUAAUCUGACAUGGAGUACGUUUUCACACAGGCUGUUAUAUAAUGCAGCCAAGAUUUUAUUGGGGUCAUCUUGUACUUUUUGACAAGGAAUAAUCUAAAAAGCCUGCUUCACACGGUCUAAAACUGGCUUAUAGUUUAACAUUUGCAGUGCUGCAAUAAUGUAUGGCUAGUAAAGUAGAUAUCCUGAUAUAACAACCAAAACUUUUGUGUAGUUUUCAGUGACCUUUUUUAUUUUUUUUACUGCCAAGUUGAUACGUAAUAAAAGUGACAAGAAAAUGAUGUUUCAGAGAAAAAUAUGUUUGCUGUUUCUCAGACGUCUCUAUUUAACAUGCCUGGAAUCUAUCACUUAUUAAAAUCUAAGCACUAGACUGUCCCUUGAAAGAAAAUCAGAGAUUAAUAUCUAACGAUCGGCACGGAAGCAAUAGAGCUUGAUGACAGCGAGUCUGGAGUACAAGACAGACCGCAAAUCCUUGGCUGUAACUCACUUAAAAUGACGAACCUGAUGGAAGCCAUUAGUUUUAUGAUACGUCAUGGAUUGGCUAAGUACAUGUCAAUGCAGAGCCCUCUUCACAUGGAAUGAACGAAGCAAACAGUUAUGGACAGGAAAAAAGAAACAAUUGACCGGAAGAUGGGUGGAGAUAUUAAAAAGGGAGAGAUAUGAGAAAAACCGAUGGAAGGAGCCAAGGCUGUAAAUCAAAGAGCUGUUUAUUGACCAUGACAGUUAAGAG
This is a messenger RNA of Pangasianodon hypophthalmus (striped catfish), 5606 nucleotides long. RefSeq lists its product as uncharacterized. The record is from RefSeq and is a predicted model, not a curated record. The transcript has a single exon. Lineage: Eukaryota; Metazoa; Chordata; Actinopteri; Siluriformes; Pangasiidae. Bases 505 to 1050 code for a protein of 181 amino acids.